GGGCAAACAGAAAUGACGACCUGAACAUUCUUCAGCGUCAUCUCCGUGGUUUGAACCGCCUUCUUUACAAUGAAAUUGACAUUUAUCUCCAAACCUGUAUGAGUUUAGAAACACAUUACGAAAUGCCCGAGACAGGGGUGUUGAAUCUUACUGGAACCCAGUUAACACAGACUGAAUUACAUGCUCGACUAAGCACAUGUGAUGAAAAAGAUUCCAUUCAUACUCUUAUUAUUGAUGACUGCUUCAUUAGAAAAAUCGAAAAUUAUGGUUUUGGACAAGAAACUCUAAUACAGUUUUCUCUUGCACAAAAUCAGCUUACAAGAACAUUUGGAAUUCAACAGUUUUUAAAAAUCCGAGUUUUAAAUUUGAGCAGCAAUCUUCUUAUACAGCUUGAUGGUAUUGACCAACUUCCCUACUUAGAAUGGUUUAGUGUUGCAGGCAACCAGCUACGUAAUGUGGAUAUUGUAAACAAAUGUUUCAAACUCGUUCACUUAGAUGUAUCUGACAACCAACUUACUAAUCUACCGAAAAUACACUCAGUAACAUCUCUUCAGACUCUUCUUCUUCAUCAAAACUUGAUCCGGGAUUUAAAAUCAACAUCCGAGUAUCUUCCAUCGAACAUAGAAAUCUUAUCGCUUGCUAAUAACGAGAUAUCUGAUCUAAAUAUGAUUGAGUAUCUAUCCACACUGCAUAAAUUGGACCAGCUUUCAUUAUCCAAAAACCCAUGUGUGAGCCAAGACCUCACAGAACUUAAUCUUCCUGCAAUUAAUUGUCGGCCAUUUGUGCUCAACUGGUGUCAUAAGCUUACUAUACUGAAUGGUAUAUCUGUUUCUGAAAGAGAAAGGAUAAAAGGGGAAUGGUUAUUAAGCCAAGGUUAUGGCAGAUCCUUUGCAGUUGGUCAACAUAUUGAACUUAUUACAUAUUUAUCUACUGUAUGUCCUCACAACAAGCAAGAUAAUAUGGUCGAUAAUGAAGACAUGAAACUUGACAAGAUAUUAGAACUGAAACACCAACUCCACCAUAAUCGUGGCAACACUGAUCAAACGAGCAGUCCUUCAAAGCCAAAAAGCCCAUCAAAAACCACAGAAAGGCCAUUACCGUCACCUGGUAAACGAGUUUCGGAACACGAAAAACAGAAGCGUAUUCACGCGUGGUUGGGAGAUCAAAGUACUGAAGUAUUGCUUCCAAAACCUACUCCCUCUCUCCCCCCACCAAGUGCUGGUAAACUACCAGCCCCCGAGCUUCCACAUUUUACAUUGGAUGAUAAACGAACCACACGAGGGCAUAGCCAGGAUGAGAGCGACACUUGCCAUAAUCUCUUAGCUUCGGAGUCUGAAUUUAUUUCAGGCGACGAGCUUCCAUUAGAAAGCGAUUCACCUCGGAAAGCAGUGAGACCUCGUGUGGCCACUUCUCCACAACGCAAAUCUAAAAUGGAAUCUGCAAGCCCGAAAAAAGCCAACGUGCCUUACUCAGCAUACGACUCUCUCGGCAUGAUUCAGCAAUUAUAUGACUCCCCCAUUAUGACAUCACAACCCCACGAUACAAACGAAAGAUGGGCGUACCCUGCACAUAGUAACUUCCCUAACGAUGAAACCAUGACAACCAUUGUUCCAAAACUCGCUCUAGCGGAACGUUCGCCCCCAUUACCCCAAGAAAUAGACUCAGCGCAGUCAUUGACUGUUAACCCAUCGUUAAGUGCAGGUGGCAACCUGGUUCCAGAGGAGCUUCGUUAUUACACAGAAGAUGAUACUUCAUUAUCAAUGUCGAAAUAUGAGGAAUACGAAAUGAGACCUAUUAAACCACUUAACACUGAGUUAAGGUUGGAAUUGUUCGGCCCAUCAUCACAUAACAACACAUCAUCUAAGCCACGACCUUUACCAUUGAAGAAAAACACGGGUUCAACAUCAAGACAUUCGGUUACUAAACUAAGGACAAGCAGCGGAAAAGAAAAUACUCCAGCAGUAACGAGAAGUUCUAAAAAACAAAGCAACGUUUCAACCAAGAAAACUGUUUCCUCCCCUGUCAAGCGAGAAACCCUGAGUCGUGUUUCAAAAGUUUCCAUGUCACCCCGUUGUCCUGUAGUGUGA
Ciona intestinalis (vase tunicate) is the source of this 2087-nucleotide messenger RNA. The record is from RefSeq and is a predicted model, not a curated record. NCBI's taxonomy places the organism in Eukaryota, Metazoa, Chordata, Ascidiacea, Phlebobranchia, Cionidae.